Messenger RNA from Mytilus californianus (California mussel), 3895 nucleotides. RefSeq names its product ATP-binding cassette sub-family D member 3-like. The transcript has 27 exons. NCBI's taxonomy places the organism in Eukaryota, Metazoa, Mollusca, Bivalvia, Mytilida, Mytilidae. Gene Ontology annotation, molecular function: ATP hydrolysis activity; ATP binding; ABC-type transporter activity. Gene Ontology annotation, biological process: fatty acid beta-oxidation; very long-chain fatty acid catabolic process; long-chain fatty acid import into peroxisome. Bases 11 to 1981 code for a protein of 656 amino acids. Gene Ontology annotation, cellular component: peroxisomal membrane. The record is from RefSeq and is a predicted model, not a curated record.
CUGGUGAAAUAUGGCAGCGCUCAGCAAGCUCACACCGCAGAGGUCGGCAAUCUUAACCGUAGCCGCUGUAGCUGCUUACUUUCUGUAUAAGAAAAUUGGUUUGAAACGGAAGACCAGAGCUGAAGAACCAGAAAUUAAAGUUGUUAUACAUGAGACUGGUGGUAAGAAAGAAAGAGCUGCAGUAGAUCUGGAUUUCUUCAAGAGACUAUGGUCCUUACUAAAAAUCCUCAUACCUGGAUGGGUAACAAAAGAGGCGUUUUAUAUGACUUUAGUAGCAGCUUCACUUAUAGCCAGAACUUAUGCAGACGUAUGGAUGAUACAGAAUGGUACAUCUAUAGAAAGUGCUAUUAUUGGGAGAGAUAUGUCCUUAUUCAAAGUGCAUCUUUACAAAUUUAUCUACGCAAUGCCAUUGAUAUCAGUUGUAAACAACAUGCUGAAGUAUGGUUUAAAUGAGUUGAAGUUGAGGUUUAGAACCAAUCUGUCUCAACACUUAUAUGAUAAAUACUUAAGGGGGUUCACAUACUAUAAAAUGAGUAAUUUAGAUAACAGAAUAUCUAAUGCUGAUCAGUUACUCACUCAAGAUGUAGAAAAGUUCUGUGAUGCUGUUGGAGAGUUAUACUCUAAUCUGAGUAAGCCGUUACUGGAUGUAGGGUUAUACACAAUUAAGUUAACUGGCAGUAUUGGAGCACAGGGUCCAGCAACUAUGUUAGGAUAUUUAGCAGUUUCGGGACUUAUCUUAACAAGAUUACGGCGACCUAUUGGAAAGUUUACCAUGCAAGAACAAAAGUUAGAGGGAGAAUACAGAUAUGUUAAUACUAGAUUGAUAACUAACAGUGAAGAAAUAGCUUUUUACCAAGGAAACAAAAGAGAACAAACCAUUAUUAUAGCUACAUUUAGAAAAUUGGUACGACAUUUACGGAAUUUUAUAUCAUUUAGGAUGCAGAUGGGAUUUGUAGAUAAUAUUAUAGCAAAAUAUGUAGCAACUGUAUUUGGUUAUUUAGUUGUCAGUAGACCAUUUUUAGAUUUAGCAGAUCCACGCCAUUUAAACAGCACUUCCAGUGAGAGAUUAGAGGAUUAUUAUAAAAGUGGCAGGAUGUUAGUACGAAUGGCGGAGGCUAUAGGUAGAAUUGUAUUAGCUGGCAGAGAUAUGACCAGAUUAGCUGGGUUCACGGCCAGAAUCACACAGUUAAACACAGUUUUAGAUGAUUUAAACAAAGGACAUUAUGAAAGAACCAUGGUUUCUGAUCAGAGUGGACAAAAGAAAAAUAAUAAAGUAUUUAAACCUGGCAGUGGUAAAAUCAUCCCUCAAGAUCACAUAAUAAGAUUUGAGAAAGUACCAUUGGUUACUCCAAAUGGUGAUGUUUUAAUAGAAGAACUGGAUUUUGAGGUAAAAUCUGGUAUGAAUGUAUUGGUAUGCGGACCAAAUGGAUGUGGUAAAAGUUCAUUAUUUAGGACACUUGGUGAGUUAUGGCCAUUAUUUGGUGGCACAAUGACAAAGCCAGAAAAAGGGAAAUUAUUUUAUGUUCCUCAGAGACCGUAUAUGACUGUGGGUACAUUGAGAGAUCAAGUAAUAUAUCCUGAUAGCAGAGACAACCAAUUAAAGAAAGGAAUAAGAGAUGUUCAGUUAGAAGAUAUUCUUAAAAAGGUACAGCUGGAGUACAUCCUGGAAAGAGAAGGGGGCUGGGAUUCUGUUCAAGAUUGGAUGGAUGUGUUGAGUGGUGGAGAGAAACAAAGAGUUGCAAUGGCCAGAUUACUUUACCAUAAGCCACAGUUUGCCAUCCUAGAUGAAUGUACUAGUGCAGUCAGUGUGGAUGUAGAAGGUUUUAUUUAUCAGUAUUGCAGAGAGGUUGGAAUAACAUUGUUUACAGUAUCACACAGAAAAUCAUUAUGGAGACAUCAUGAGUUUUACCUACAGAUGGAUGGGAGAGGAGCGUAUGAGUUCAAACCAAUUACAUCUGAUACCACCGAAUUCGGAUCUUGAUACCUGCUUUAAUGAUAGGCUUUUAAAAUGAAAACAUUGUAUUUUAUUCAUAUUUAUAUACUUUAAGUUGUACAAAUUGUACUGUGAUAGAUAUAAUGUACAUUAGUCCAUUACUUGUUCACGUUGUACUGUGAUGUUUAUAGUGUACACAAAGGUGGAGGAAGGUUAUCAACAUACACGUUUGCAUUGGGUACAGUCGUCUGGUUAAGGUUUCAUAGGAAAAUCACAACCCAAUUAUAUAUAUAUACAAGCUAUCAUAAAAUUAUAAAUGGAAAUGGGGAAUGUGUCAAUAUUUAUGUCAAUAUAUCAUGACAUCUUAUUUACUUAUUUAGACAUUAACACCUUUGGAUCACUUAAACUAUUAGACAAGAAGAUCAGAACACAGUUUGGCAGAUAUCUUAACUGAAGAUGACCCAUUGACGUAUAGAUAUCUACCAAUUGAUAUAUUAUCUAUGUGAAAUAGUACCCCAUUGAUAUAUUUAAGAUUCCAAAAUGGUUACCCAUACCACCGGCAUAUCUGUGUUUACCUUUAUAUUGGAAGAGAUUGUCUGUGAGUGUACACAAUGUAAGAUUACUUGUAUAAAUUGUACUGUGAUGUUUAGUGUGCUCAUUGUCCAAUUACUUGUACAAGUUGUACUGUGAUGUAUAUAGUGUACACAUUGUGCCAUUACUUGUACAAAUUGUGAUGUUAUGUAUAUUCUGUACUCAUUAUUUCAUUACAUGUACAAAUUGUACUUGAUGUAUAUAGUGUACACAUUGUGCCAUUACGUGUACAAGUUGUGAUGUGAUGUAUAUAGUGUACACACAGUUCUAAUACUUGUACAAACUCAGAUAUGAUGUAUAUAGUGUACACAUCGUUGCAUAAUUGUACAAUAAUUAUAAUAAUAUAAGUAGGUUUUGCUAUCAAGAUUGAAAUUUUGACAUGAUUAAAGAGCAAAUUGUAGAUAAUUAUAAUGAUAUAGAAUAGAAAAUAAUUAUUUAUAGAUAAAACUUGUGAUGUUGAAGUUUCCUGAUUGAUUCUGGUGUUAGUAGUAGAUAAUUAGCCCUGAGCUGUCUAAUGAUAGAAAAAAAAUGUCAUAAGGAUUUUUCAAUUUCACAUCUGUAUCAACCCAAGACACCAAUAUAAUCACAAGAGCUCUGCUUGAGGGAUUAUAUUGAAUGAGGGUUGAUACGGUGUGAGAUAUUGAAAAAGCCAUGUCAUAUACACUUUAUUAUACUGUGGAUUCAUUUUUAUUUGUUGGAUCCUAAUUUUUGUUGAUUUCAUUGGAACAGAUGAACCAAGAAUAUAAAUUUUCAACUUAUUAUAUAUUUAUAUAGCCUCGUAUGCAGACUUUGGCAAAACCACAAAAUUAAAUAUCCACAAAAAUGUAAGGUUUCCUCAAUCCUCGAAAAUUGGUACCCACGAACAUAAAUGAAUCCACAAUAUACCUAACCUGGGAACAGUAUAUCUAAAUAUAUAUGUUCCUGACUUUACGAAGAUGUUUUUUAUGUGACAUGACAUCAUACAGCGGAUUAGGGGUUUGAUAAAGCCUUUGCAACAGUGACUGUAUGGCAUCGAUGAUGUGACGUCAUACAGAUCAAAGAUGUGAUAAAGCAAUCUCCUCACCUGAUAUAUGUGUGAACUUCUCAUUUUUACAAUCUGCUCACCUGGAAUAUUUGUAAGUUCUCGUAUUUUCAAAUUUGAGAUCAUUUUGUAUCAUUAUUUUAUAAUUUGUAUUGGACACAUUGUAAUAUACAGAGAUUGUUUAAAUAGAAGUAAUCGUUGUAGAUAAUUGAAGUAAAACACAAUUUCGGACUACAUUUGAUAUUUUGAUAGUCACAAACUUUUCCAUUUUGGUAUGUUCCUCAUCUGAAAAUAAUGUAUAAAGUUAAAUAAGCUUAUGAUUUUUAAUAAAAGUUUUAUAUCUGUUUUAA